Molecule: messenger RNA, 876 nt
Organism: Fibroporia radiculosa
Lineage: Eukaryota; Fungi; Basidiomycota; Agaricomycetes; Polyporales; Fibroporiaceae
Exons: 2
Coding region: 1-876 (291 amino acids)
Source: RefSeq, a predicted model, not a curated record
AUGGCGACCUUCUACUCGAGUUUCUUCUCCUCUGGUCUCGCCUCACUACCUCACGAACAUGCGCCUCUGUCAUCGUCGCCCUCAACACCUCGUCAGUCUCAGGCCACACUUGCCGAAUCCGACGUAUUCGCACCAGAUCCUGAUACGACACCAACCGCCAAUGAGUUCUCUUCACAUCGGUCUCCUCCAGGCGACGUUCUACCGUCCGUGCCAGCUGAACGCACGAAUGACACGCGUCCCACACUUCGUAGACGACGGUCCUCGUUGAGCUCGGCCACUUCGCCGCUCUCAUCUAUCAAGACAGGCACUGCUCCACGUGCCGCUCGGCAAUCUCUGUUCGUGGCUCGAGCACGGUCAGGUAGCGAUGCCAGUGGACACUUGCGUGGGGAAAACGCGACAGAACGCAACAGCCUCGUUGGUAGGAUGCGUAGCGGCAGCGUUGGCGGUGCGGCAAUGCGCGGCUUACGCCGUAUGUCACGGAAACCCGCGCCACCGCUUCCUGCGCCCCCGCCGACGGCCCCACUUCCUGCACCGCCGUCGCGUGUAAAUGGUAGUGUACCCUCCAUAUUUCCGUUGCCUUCUAUCGCAACGCCUCAAGCGCCCUGCACUCCGCCCCAGCGGCGCCCACUAGCGCGGCGCGCGCACACAACAGACAAUACGAAUCUCCAUGGUACCCUUUUGUCACCUAUGCGUACACCGUAUCUCACGCCGGACGAGGAAAUGGAGUAUGCAAUGCCGUCGAGUCCCGGGUACGAGCCUGCCAUUGCGCGGUGCGGUCGGGAGAACCAGUUUGGCAUGCAAGUCGAUUAUCCAAGCCCUGUGGACGGUGAUCGCGAGUUCAACUGGGACAGAAAUGACAGCAUGAAAGAGAAUUGA